This is a messenger RNA of Ixodes scapularis (black-legged tick), 1552 nucleotides long. It is a transcript of the gene eIF2Bgamma, whose product is annotated as translation initiation factor eIF-2B subunit gamma. The transcript has 3 exons. Bases 155 to 1444 code for a protein of 429 amino acids. Gene Ontology annotation, biological process: biosynthetic process; cytoplasmic translational initiation. NCBI's taxonomy places the organism in Eukaryota, Metazoa, Arthropoda, Arachnida, Ixodida, Ixodidae. The record is from RefSeq and is a predicted model, not a curated record. Gene Ontology annotation, molecular function: guanyl-nucleotide exchange factor activity; translation initiation factor activity. Gene Ontology annotation, cellular component: eukaryotic translation initiation factor 2B complex; guanyl-nucleotide exchange factor complex.
UGCGGUCAUAGCGACCGCGGAGCCGAACACACCAUUUGUUGACAUCCAAAGACUGCAUGUGCUCACUCGUCUCAUUCGGAUAACUCCCAUCUGUUACGCGCAUCUGAGUGGAGAACUCGCCGCAAAUUCGACGCAAAGUAGCCCGAACGUCAAAAUGAUAGAUUUCCAAGCCGUGGUGAUGGCCGCCGGCCGGGGUUCGCGUCUCACCGAACUCCUAACGCCGGACUGCCCCAAAUACCUCUUGCCAAUCGGUAACUUGCCCAUGAUCUACUACCCGCUGUGCGCGCUCAAAAAGGCCGGUUUCACCGAAGUCAUCGUGAUAGCACCCAGCUCGGGCAAACAGAAAAUCGAUGAAACGCUUGCGGAGAAGACCGGGCUCCGGAUCGACUACGAGUUCGUCGCCGCCGGCGAGGACGAUUUGGGCACGCUGCAGAGCUUGAGACAGCUCAUCGGGCUGGGCAAAAUCAAGAAAGACCUCUUCGUGGUGAGCUGCGAUCUGGUGACCGACUUCGACUUCACCCGAGCCGCCAACCUCCACCGCACCUACGAUGCAGCUCUGACCGUCCUGCUAGCGCCCAUGUCCGACUCGCUGAAGGAGUCACCCGUGCCCGGGACCCGAGGCAAAGCCAAGUUCGAAAAAGACGUUGUGGGCCUUGAGCCCAAGACGAAUCGACUCCUUCUGUUCAACUCGGAGGCGGACUUUGAAGAAGUGGUGAGCGUGCGCCGGAGUUUGCUCCGGAAUCACCCCGUGAUCGAAGUCCGGUCGGAUUUAAUCGACGCCCACGCGUAUUUCAUCAGCAAGUGGCUCGUGCCGUUCCUGUUCAAGAACGAAGGCAUGACGACCAUCAAAGGAGAGUUGGUGCCUCUGCUGGCUCGGGUUCAGUUUAAGCCGGACCCGCGGAAGAAGACCGUUGAUAUUCCCGAAACUGACGUUUACAGGUAUGUUCCGACGCCAGAAUCCGGAGGCAUACUGGUUGGAGACGAACACUUCACCGGCGAGAUUGGGGACGGCCAAGACCCAAUCAGGUGUUAUGGAUUGGUCGCCGACGGCGCGUUCCUAGUAAGGGCCAAUACUGUCGCCGGAUUCAUGGAAGCCAACCGACAGGCGUACCAGCUCGACAGGGACACGUUCCCGCACAUACCUUCAGGGCGCUUCGACAACGUCCUAUCCGACAAGGUCGAGUUCGGCGAGAAGGCGUCGGUGCGCCACUGCGUGGUCGGGCAACACUGCCGCGUCGGAGCCCAGGCCAAGGUCCAGGACUCCGUGCUAUUAGACGGUGUCGUCGUAGGGGACGGCGCAAGCAUCCAGGGAUGCGUCCUCUGCGGCUCGCUCGAAGUGGGCGCGGGGUCGACGCUCAAGAACUGCGUCGUCGCCCACAAAAAGAACCUCGCGGAAGGCGCCAAGCACGCCAACGAGGUGCUUGGGACGUUCGUCGAAAUUUGAGUUCAAAUCGCUAAGACGCGUUCGUUUCACGGAGGUUGCGAUCCGUCGGUGGCGAGUUGUACAGACUCCUUCCUUUCCUUGGCAGUAAAAGCGGGUGUGUUGGCUUUU